AGGAAGGUGAGCUCUGCUCGCGUUAAAGAGCUGGAGCAGCUUCCUGGUGGGUUCUGAACGCUGAAGCAGAGCCUCCACUGACAGAAGGGUCUGCCUGGAGCCCACAGGGCUUGUUGGGAUGCCUUUAGUUUCCCUUAAAGCUCGGAGUGUGGUUGGAAAAAGUCGGUUUAUGGGGUUGUGAUUAUGACAAUUCAAACACACGAGUGUGUGCCUCACGAGCGCUCACUGCUGCUGCGGAUCUGGACCCAGGCUGCUCCUACACACACUGCUCCACAACAGAGGAACAUGGAGGCCGUAGAUUCUCUUCAUCACCAGCAGAAGGCCUAGAACCAGCCAGAUUCCCACUCCCCACCCUGCAGAUCACCUGGCUCCACCAUGACCAGCAGGAGUCCCAUCGAUACCCAGAAGGCCAGAGAUUUGUCUGCUGUGGGCUCCAAGCUUGGACCAGAGCUCUUCUGCAAGCUGUGCCUCAGCCAGCAGCCAGCUGCAGCCACCAGGGAGCUGCAGAGCUGCCAGUGCACGUUCUGCACCGCGUGUUUGCAGCAGUAUGUCCAACUAGCCAUAAUGGAAGGUGGAGGGGCACCCAUCACCUGUCCAGACAUGGCAUGCCCAAAAAGUGGAGUACUCCUCGACUCUGAGAUCUCCAGUUUGGCAGCAGCAGAUCAGGGGGAGCUGUACCAGCGGCUGAAGUUUGAGAGAGGAGUGAAGCUUGACCCCAGCAAAGCUUGGUGCCCGGUGCUUGAAUGCCAGGCAGUGUGCAGCGUCCAGCCGAGCAUUGAAGUGCAUCCUGCGGCCGUGGCCUGCCCGACCUGCCAGGCCGUGUUCUGCUCCGGCUGCAGAGGCCUCUGGCAGGACGACCACACCUGCCCGGAGCAGCAGCUCUUUGUGUCGUCCUCACUGUCUAAAGAAAGCAGUCCUUUGGACAUGUCCAUCAAGCAGUGUCCCAUGUGUGGGAUCUACAUCGAGAGGAACCAGGGCUGCGCUCAGAUGCUGUGUAAGAGCUGCAAGCACACCUUCUGCUGGUACUGUCUGCAGAAUCUGGACGGUGACAUCUUCCUGAGACAUUAUGAUAAGGGACCGUGCAAAAACAAGCUGGGACACUCCAGGGCCUCCGUUAUGUGGAACAGAACGCAGGUGGUGGGCAUCCUGGUGGGGGUCAGCAUCAUCGUGCUGGUAACGUCUCCACUCCUGCUGCUGGCCUCGCCUUGCAUCCUGUGCUGCAUGUGCAAGCCCUGCAGCAGCAAGAAGAAGAAAAAGAAGAAGAAGCAGCAAAGGAAGAAAGACGUCAGUCAACCAGACCGCUCCACAUCGUAGCAGCUCCCGCUCCCCAUCUGCCAAUAAGGAUGGCUCCAUUUGCUAAACGAAGGCCAAUAAAAGUGAAAGUGCCGAAAGAACUUGUGGAACAAAGAAGUUUAUUAACCGACUGGAAACUUGAAGUAGGUCACUUGGAUAAACAAGUACAGACCGUCCUCUUAAACCUCAGCAGGAGAUCCGAAAAUCCCUAAUUUUAAGGGUAAAUUGAAGAACAAACGGACGUAAUUUGCCUUGCAGCAUUUAUCUUCAGAUGCAUAAUGGAGCAGUGAAUUUUCCUGCACAGGACUGUUUUUCUUUACAUGCACACUCACUUUCAGGUCAACGCCACCCUUGCGUGCCAAACGUCAUGAUGCCAAACCAGAGGUGCAAGUGCUCAAGUGCCUCUCUGUACAGCGCCAGGUGCUUGGCUCAUCUUCCUUUAGCUUUCAUUCUGUCUAGAUUUUAUGCAACCUCAAGAAAAUACACACAAGCCUGAAAAACCUUAAAUAAAGCAAAACCUUCUUUGCCAACAGGGCGUUGUGUUUGCACUUUAUAAUCCGUAUUUAUAUGGAACGUGAUAGGGCUGCAGUG
Nematolebias whitei (Rio pearlfish) is the source of this 1884-nucleotide messenger RNA. It is a transcript of the gene rnf144b, whose product is annotated as ring finger protein 144B. The transcript has 8 exons. The record is from RefSeq and is a predicted model, not a curated record. Gene Ontology annotation, cellular component: ubiquitin ligase complex; mitochondrial membrane; cytoplasm. Bases 376 to 1314 code for a protein of 312 amino acids. Gene Ontology annotation, molecular function: zinc ion binding; ubiquitin conjugating enzyme binding; ubiquitin protein ligase activity. NCBI's taxonomy places the organism in Eukaryota, Metazoa, Chordata, Actinopteri, Cyprinodontiformes, Rivulidae. Gene Ontology annotation, biological process: positive regulation of proteasomal ubiquitin-dependent protein catabolic process; protein polyubiquitination; ubiquitin-dependent protein catabolic process.